Messenger RNA from Oncorhynchus nerka (sockeye salmon), 1701 nucleotides. RefSeq names its product arrestin domain containing 3a (gene arrdc3a). Gene Ontology annotation, biological process: protein transport. The record is from RefSeq and is a predicted model, not a curated record. Gene Ontology annotation, cellular component: cytoplasm. Bases 241 to 1482 code for a protein of 413 amino acids. NCBI's taxonomy places the organism in Eukaryota, Metazoa, Chordata, Actinopteri, Salmoniformes, Salmonidae. The transcript is spliced from 7 exons.
AAGUUCCUUGUCUUUGACCAGAGACCAACGCGCAGACGGGCGGACGAUAACAGCAUCCACUGCUGUUAUUAAGCCUUUACAUCUAAAUGAACUUUUGUCAAAGAAAGCCCUGAUCAUGCCCACUGCUUUUGCAGGGCAAAGAUAUUGAUCGGCGUUUCAAAUACAUAUUUUUUUUUCUUAUGAGAUUAUUUUUUCAUAUACUUUCAUUUUUCGGUAGGCUACCUGUGUUUUUUUUACACCAUGGUGCUAGGAAAGGUGAAGAGCUUCACAGUCAGCUACGACUGUCUCAAUGACAGUAAUGUCCCCGUUUUCGCAAGUGGGGACUCGGUCUCAGGGAGGGUGAUCAUCGAAGUCACUGGAGAAAUCCGUGUGAAAUCUCUUAAAAUUCAUGCAAAAGGAUUUGCGAAAGUUCGUUGGACUGAAUCGCGAAAUGCUGGCUCCAACACUGCCUAUACGCAAAAUUACACUGAAGAAGUAGAAUAUCUAAACCAUAGAGACAUCCUAAUUGGACAUGAAAGAGAUGAUGACAACUCAGAAGAAGGACUCACCACUAUCCAUUCAGGAAGACAUGAGUAUGCAUUCAGCCUUGAGCUUCCACAGAUACCCCUGGCUACCUCGUUCGAAGGGAAACAUGGCAGUGUGCGCUACUGGGUGAAGGCCGAGCUACACAGGCCAUGGCUUCUGCCCAUGAAGACCAAGAAAGAAUUCACAGUCUUCGAACACAUCGACAUCAACACUCCCUUACUGCUGUCGCCCCAGGCAGGCACAAAAGACAAGACUUUAUGCUGCUGGUUCUGCACCUCAGGUCCAAUCUCCUUAAGUGCCAAAAUCGAAAGGAAAGGAUAUACCCCAGGAGAGUCUAUUCAGAUCUUCGCUGAGAUUGAGAAUUGCUCGUCUCGCAUGGUCGUGCCAAAGGCAGCCAUUUACCAAACGCAGACCUUCUACGCCAAAGGGAAAAUGAAGGAGGUAAAACAGCUGGUGGCCAACCUCAGAGGAGAGUCGUUGUCCUCGGGCAAGACGGAGACGUGGAAUGGCAAAAUGCUGAAGAUCCCCCCCAUCUCUCCCUCCAUCUUGGACUGCAGCAUCAUCCGAGUGGAGUAUUCUCUCAUGGUGUACGUGGACAUCCCCGGAGCUAUGAACCUGUCUCUGAACCUGCCACUGGUCAUCGGCACGAUCCCGCUGCACCCCUUCGGCAGCCGCACCUCCAGUGUCAGCAGCCAGUGCAGCAUGACCAUGAGCUGGCUAGGCAUGGCCCUGCCAGAGCGCCCUGAAGCCCCACCAAGCUAUUCAGAGGUCGUGACAGAGGAGCAGAGACGGAGCCUGGAGGUGACCUCAGCCAGGGAUGAGUUCGAGGGACCACUCUUUGCCUACAUCCAGGAGUUCCGCUUCCAGCCUCCUCCGCUCUACUCUGAGAUUGAUCCCAAUCCCGAUCAAGCCAGCCGGACGGAGGAGCGGAGACCUGACACUUGUCCAUCACGUUGAAGGAAACACAGAGCCCCCGCCCGGAGACGUUUUGGGCGUUUCUAAGUCAACUCUGUUUUUGUAUUUUUCUUCCCCCCGGUGACAGCGUUCGCACUCCGCCCGCGACGUCGAGAGGAGAGAAAAAACAAACAAACAAAUACCACAGGGGAACAAAGCCCUGCCCCCUCCCACAGAGAAAGGCACAGGAAGUCUGCCUUCCUGCCUGGUCCGGGGAAAGGC